AUGGCCAGUACAGUGACGGUGGAUAUGUGCAAUCUGCCCAAACUUCGCAGUACUCAUAUUCUUCCAGCCAAGCCACUCAAUAUCCUCAAAGUGGCUACUAUUCCAGCCAAGCUACACAGUGGCCUCAGCCGGCAUAUACACAACAGCAGAGAGAUCAAGCUGGUCCACCUGGAUCAAACCCAGAUUCAACGUUUAGUGAUCAAUACCGGACGCAAAAUCAAUAUGGAUAUAGUCAGCAAUACGAUGCUACUACACAGUAUCCUCAGAGCGUCACUGGAUACUCUGGCCAGACCGAAGUUAGUUGCCUAUCUACCCAAAAUUCAAAAGAAAAUUACCAACGGUUUCGCACAGAAAUCUCAUUUUUGA
Molecule: messenger RNA, 366 nt
Organism: Strongylus vulgaris
Lineage: Eukaryota; Metazoa; Nematoda; Chromadorea; Rhabditida; Strongylidae
Source: the annotation of a GenBank genome assembly